This is a messenger RNA of Emys orbicularis (European pond turtle), 1494 nucleotides long. RefSeq names its product synaptotagmin 11 (gene SYT11). Bases 129 to 1421 code for a protein of 430 amino acids. Gene Ontology annotation, biological process: vesicle fusion; cellular response to calcium ion; regulation of calcium ion-dependent exocytosis. The transcript has 4 exons. The record is from RefSeq and is a predicted model, not a curated record. NCBI's taxonomy places the organism in Eukaryota, Metazoa, Chordata, Testudines, Emydidae. Gene Ontology annotation, molecular function: phosphatidylserine binding; calcium ion binding; SNARE binding. Gene Ontology annotation, cellular component: synapse; axon; plasma membrane.
UGCGCUGCAUCUGGGCCAGUCGGCAGCUUCUGCAUCCCAGGCUCGGAGCAUCCUCAGGGCGGAGGCUGGUACCGGGGGAGCCCAGUGUACAGGAUCCCGCACCCCGACUGCACCUGUUCAGCUGCACCAUGGCUGAGAUCGCCAGUGUCCGUCCCGGCUUAGAUGUGCCUCCGAUUGUGGCAGGACUUAUUGGUGCCACGGUCCUUGUGGUGUCUGUCUCAGUAACAGUGUUUGUGUGGACAUGCUGCCACCAGCAAGCAGAAAAAAAGCACAAAACCCCCCCUUACAAAUUCAUUCACAUGCUGAAAGGCAUUAGUAUCUAUCCGGAGACCUUGAGUAACAAGAAGAAGAUUAUCCGGAUCCGCAGAGACAAGAACGGCACUGUCAAAGAGACUGGAAGAGGAAACCUUUUGGUAGAUGCGGCAGAAGCUGGUUUAGUGGGCUCCGAGAAGGCACCAAAUGGGAUGAAUGCAGCCCCUUGUAUUGACCAGCUCCCAAUAAAAGUGGAUUACGGAGAUGAACUAAGUCCAGACCAAAGCAUCACUCCAGGUGGGAGCAAAAUCUCCUCCCCAUCUUCCCCAGAAGAGGAUGUCCUGCUGGGAACAUUGACUUUCUCAGUGGACUACAAUUUCCCCAAGAAAGCAUUAGUGGUGACCAUUCAAGAAGCCCAUGGGCUGCCAGUGAUGGAUGAGCAGACUCAGGGCUCUGACCCCUACAUCAAGAUGACAAUUCUUCCAGACAAAAGGCAUCGAGUGAAGACUCGUGUGUUGCGCAAGACCCUGGACCCUGUGUUUGAUGAGACCUUUACCUUCUAUGGGAUCCCCUACAGCCAGCUCCAGGAUUUGGUGCUUCACUUCCUGGUAUUGAGCUUUGAUCGCUUCUCUCGAGAUGAUGUGAUUGGAGAAGUCAUGGUGCCCCUCGCUGGAGUGGAUCCAAGCACUGGAAAGGUCCAGCUCACCCGGGAGAUCAUCAAAAGGAACAUACAAAAAUGCAUUAGCAGAGGAGAGCUGCAAGUCUCACUGUCUUACCAGCCUGUUGCGCAGAGAAUGACUGUUGUGGUGCUGAAAGCUAGACAUUUGCCGAAAAUGGAUAUCACUGGCCUCUCAGCAGACCCCUACGUUAAGGUGAACGUUUAUUAUGGCAGAAAACGCAUAGCAAAAAAGAAGACCCAUGUGAAGAAGUGCACUUUGAAUCCCAUCUUCAAUGAAUCCUUCAUUUAUGAUAUCCCUGUGGAUCUCCUUCCUGACAUCAGCAUUGAAUUUCUAGUCAUCGACUUCGACCGCACCACAAAAAAUGAGGUGGUAGGUCGGCUGAUUUUGGGAGCACACAGCAUCACCACUGGUGGCGUGGAACACUGGCGAGAGGUGUGCGAGAACCCCCGAAAGCAGAUUGCCAAAUGGCACAGCCUGAGCGAAUACUAGCAGAGGCUGCAGCAGCGACUGCUGGCUCAUAGAACAGACUUAAACCUUGUUUUAGUCAUAGAACUAAACUUUU